CGCUAUAGUCGGUAGCCCAGUCCCGCUCCGGCCGCGAAGCCCGCCGCACAUCGCUCCCGCGGGCGCCCGACCUGGCGGCGACUCGCCUGCCUUACCGCCGACCUCUGUAAAUACGUGCAUACACCGCCAAACAACACCACGACCCGCCGCGGGCUUCGCGCCUCCGCCGACACCGACCCACCCAGACCACGUGGCCGACCCGUUGCGAUCAACAGUUUUAAAGUCUUCCGUGUAUGGACAUAAGUGAUAUAAAAAUUUAAAAAUGGCGUGGGGAUAUUGGUCAGCAUCGUCUGUGCUGCCGGACCGCGGUCGCAGCCCACGCAGAGCCGGGACAUCAGCAGUACACCAGCAUCCAAAUCCUCCAACCGCAAGAGAAGUAAUGGAGACACAUGAUGAGAGUAUAAUCCAUACGGCAUCCACAUCUAGAGAUAGCAGAGAUCAUUCGGCUUCCCCACAUUCUUCAUCAAACGGGGGUCACUCUCACCACCACGAAGUGCGGCACGCGGUACCAGCGAGCGCUUUAUUCGGGGAAAGCUAUGGAGAGUUAUCAAGAAGACCAUCAUUAGACCUGGGGUCAGUGCGGAGUGCGUUAGCCUCGUGUUCGGGAGGUGGAACGUUAAGUGCGGGAUCUACUUUGACCCGUGGUGGAACGUUGGCGGACUACUUGCCGCCGACGCCGUGUCCGCACCACCAUAGAGUGUACGUGGAUCAUCACAAACAUUACGAGCAGCCGAUCCAGCCGGUGCACGUUGGUGUGCCGCAUCAUUCGCACUCGCACGCGUCGAGUAGACAUCAGACUGAUGAUGAGGACGAUCUUGAACCGGCUUACGCUACAGGUAAGUCCGGAAAUGCUACAUGUAUGUACAUAUUUCAUUUCACGUAAGUAGUAAAAACAUUUACGAUUACGAAGUUAAUUUUAACCUUUAAAUAUGUCAUCACAUUGUAAAGUAAACGUAGCUACGCUUUGUUUGGAAUCUCUUUCGAUGUAUUUCGCCUGCGCUGGCACAUUUGGAUCUACUGUCAUAAAUUUUAAAAUUUAAAUCCGCUCGAACACUUUGACGCGUAAACAUUACGUUCAGGCUAGCGA
This is a messenger RNA of Plodia interpunctella (Indianmeal moth), 1087 nucleotides long. RefSeq lists its product as uncharacterized. The record is from RefSeq and is a predicted model, not a curated record. Bases 263 to 883 code for a protein of 206 amino acids. NCBI's taxonomy places the organism in Eukaryota, Metazoa, Arthropoda, Insecta, Lepidoptera, Pyralidae. The transcript has 3 exons.